This is a messenger RNA of Anopheles nili, 2597 nucleotides long. RefSeq names its product alpha-tubulin N-acetyltransferase. The transcript is spliced from 7 exons. Gene Ontology annotation, biological process: alpha-tubulin acetylation. Gene Ontology annotation, cellular component: microtubule. The record is from RefSeq and is a predicted model, not a curated record. Gene Ontology annotation, molecular function: tubulin N-acetyltransferase activity. Lineage: Eukaryota; Metazoa; Arthropoda; Insecta; Diptera; Culicidae. The coding region runs from base 1 to 1524 and encodes 507 amino acids.
AUGGAGUUUCGCUUCAACUUACAUCCCCUGUUCCGGUCGCGGAUCGUCCGGAUAAAUAAUUCCCUGCUACCGACCGGCUUCGUUGCACAAUCGCGCCGUGUAGCACUAGAUGCCACCGCACAGAUAUCGGAGAUUAUCAACACGGUUGGGUCACUGUCGGCCCAAGCCCAAGGACUCUCGGUUCCAGUCACGACGGCCCAAAAGCUGCGCAACUCGGACCACCACAUCUACUUGAUGUUCGAAUCGGAUGACAAAAAUGGACUCGUCGUGGGCAUCCUGAAGGUGGGUCGCAAGUCUCUGUACGUGUUUGACCCGUCCGGUGAGACGGUAAACGUGACGGCACCGUGCGUGCUCGACUUUUACGUGCACGAAUCGCGCCAACGCGGCGGACUUGGCCGCGAGCUGUUCGAGCACAUGCUGCAGGAGGAAAACAUCCACCCGGACGAGUUGGCCAUCGACCGGCCGUCCGAGAAGCUGCUCGGGUUCCUGCAGAAACACUACGGACUUUCGAAGAAGAUCCCACAGAUGAACAACUUCGUCGUGUAUGAGGGUUUCUUCGCCAGCAAGGCCCAAAACUCGACCGACAUCGAUGGUCGCCGCAUGCACAUCACUGCUAGUCCUAACACGAACCUGUUCGGGCCGACGUUCACGACAACGAGCGCUGAGGAGCGGCGCAGGUCCACCUCGCAGACCCGGGCCAGUGCCGGUCCGAUGCCGACCAUCGCCCAACCACCCGUCGGUCGGUACGCGGCCAAGCGACCAACCUGCAGCAUGGCACAGAUAAUUCACAACAGCCCCACGACAGUAUCGACGGAACCGAACAGCACUAACGCCACUAACACGAGCGCUAACGGGCACGCAGCUAAUGGCAACAGCAGCAGCGAGCACGACCACGACGACAACGACGACGACGACCAGCACCGGUACGAGGCGGAUUCGAUCGAUGGCCACGGAGACGGUGGUGCUGACGACGAUGGCCACCGAUUGGCCGAUGAGCUAGGACGUGUCGAUCUGCACGGACCCCCCGUACCGGGUGACGAAACCGCACAUGCACACGCACACGAGGUGACAUUUGCGGAUGAACCUGACACGCUGGCGUACGAAGACAUGCCCGAGCCCGGUCCCGACCCGGAUCCGUACGAUUUCCAUCCGCACCAUCUCGAGCUGGAGGCGGAAGACGCGCAGUCCUUAUCGCCUCAAUCCGUCAGCCAGCAGGCCACACCCGAGCACCCGAUGGGUGGCGGCAUCCCUGGCCGGAAGCCGGUGCGGUUCAGCAAGCAGCAUACCGGUCUGAAGAACGUCUCGUUUGGUGUUGGGGCGGCCGUUAUGCCGAGCGGCAAGAUGGAGUUCGAUCAGGAGGAAAACGAGGGCUUCGGUUCGGUGAAGAUCAAUCGACCGAUCGGCAAGGCGGGUGGUGGAGGAUCGCGCGGAGAUGACACCGAGUCGGUGCACUCGAAUGGCAGCCAACCCGGUGCGGCCGGUGGUCACUUCGAUCUUAAGUUUUACCACAACAAACUGUGGUAAAAUGUGUGAACGGACGAGCGAGCGUAGUUAGCGGAGCGAAAGAAAGAAAGGCAAAAAGAGGGCCGGUGUGUGAGAUCUAUCUGGAGAAGAUCAUGCAGUAGUACUUCCCCGCGUUGAACCGUGUGUUAAACCGUACCGUAAUGUUGUUGAGUUUGUACACGUUCGUUUUGUUUGUUUGUUGGUUGAUUUUUAGUUGUGUGUUGCUCCCGGAGCGCACACACACACACAUACACGCGUGUGGUUGGUUGAGAGCUUCCGUUUCCGGUAUCGUUUGCUCACCCUUUCGAGGUGUUUGUUAAUCGGAACAACGUCCCCCACCCGUUGUUUAGGUUUUACGCGCUUGGUUUCGUUUGGUUUUCUAUUGUUUACGUUUGUCUGACUCCCCCCACGGUGGGCUGGAUUGUUCUUCGUUGCAGCAAUGUACAGCAGGACUUCUUGAAGGAUUACAUUUUACACUGAGGUGAAAAGGAGAAAGCACGAAAGGCCCCCGCACAUAUGAACACCAUCUUGAGCGAAGGGUGAAAGCCCUCGAACCUGAAAUCAUACACAUCUAUUAGCUUGUAAGCGCACCGAGAGGAUACCGAAGAAGGAUAAGAACUGAAGAGAGAACGAGGGAGAGUGGAAAAGUUCCGUAGCAAGGUGAAAAUAAAGGAGUUACCCGCAGAGAGAGAAAGAAAGCGCGCAACUUCCGCUCGCAAAGCGGAAAAGGAUAUGAUCACGCGUGAUCACCUGAUCGCGAUCGUUUCAAUGGUACAACACAAAUCUUAACCAAAGCAGCAAACCAGUAGCGUCUACGUGCGAUCGGGAACAAUAUUUAAUCCUUUUCGUUUAGGGCGUAAUAGUGUAACAACAUUAGGCAAACUCUCGCUAGCGAAAAAUCCCCAAAUCAUCCCGCGAUCGAAUGUGUAGAGACAACCCGCGACUAAACCGUGUACUAGAACGCUAACGCCAUAUAUUCUGCCAGUCUCUGUAGAGCCCCGCUUUGUCCUCGGUUUGAUUUUUUGUCGUAACCUUCGGAAUCUAAACCAUGAAUGGGCGUUUUGUGACGAAAUAAACGAACAAAAAAUUUAAAC